AAUUGUAUUUAAAGAGCACUCAGUGAGUGAGAAAUCAGAUUUCCCAAAGGACACUGGAGAAGAUUUGAAUUUUUAAUCUUCAAAGAAAGAAUAUCAAAAGAAGGAAAAUGAUGUUCAAGCUAACACUGAUCAGCCUGCUCCUCAUGUUUGCUGGUAACACUUUGGGAACAACAAUCCCACCAUCAGCAACCUUGAAUCCCACGACGACCCCGAGUCCCGAGACAACACUGAAUCCCACAACGACCCCGAGUACUGAGACAACCCUGAAUCCCACGACGACCCCGAGUCCCGAGACCACCCUGAAUCCGACGACGACCCCGAGUACUGAGACAACCUUGAAUCCCACGAUGACACUGAGUCCCAAUACAACCAUGAACUCCAAGAUUAGUCUGACUUCCAAAAUGACACCAAAUCCCAAGAUGACCCCAAAUCCCAAGACAAUUCUGAAGAUAGCAGGGGCUCCAAAGACAGCAGUGACCCCAAAGACAGCAACAACCAUGAAAACUAUGAAUAUGACAAGUGGCAGUGGUAGCACCAAACUCAAUCCAAUGGACAACAUUCAGUUUCUUUUCUAUGUAACAUCUUUGCUGUUUUGCUUGCAUUCAGGCUAAAGUGACCUUGAAUUGCCAGCAUUCUUAUCUCAGUUUGUUAUUAUCUGCUGAAUGACAAUAAGCACGCUAAGAAAAUCAAAUCUAUUUCAACUUACUACCUAAGAAAUUAACACUAUUCAAGCUUAAUUUGGAUGUUUACAAAUUUUAAUUAUGGAAGUUUAAUUAUUACUUAAAUAUGAUGGUUUCCUUCCUUAUAAAAAUUAUUCACUACCCUAUUAAAUGCUAAAACAAGAAAAA
Molecule: messenger RNA, 848 nt
Organism: Choloepus didactylus (southern two-toed sloth)
Lineage: Eukaryota; Metazoa; Chordata; Mammalia; Pilosa; Megalonychidae
Product: anti-sigma-I factor RsgI2-like
Exons: 2
Coding region: 108-611 (167 amino acids)
Source: RefSeq, a predicted model, not a curated record